AGUCUCACGAUGAGAAACUCCGUAUGCCCCAGUGGCGAGGUGUUGACUUCAGAUACAUCAGGUAAUUCAAACCGGAACUAUUGCUAUCGGUUAAAAAGUGUAGAUUAUCCGAGUAAUGGCGCUUAAUUCUUUAUCACCAAUGAUUUUCUGGACAGACUACGAGGUGAUUCGAAAUUCACCCCUUUACCCCGGAAGUAAACACGUAUAUUCCAAACAGUUCCGGUUGAGGAGGAAAACUUCCCUGUGUCCGUGAAAGCAGCACGGCCAGUUUACGUUCGUUUCCCUCCUGGUUAUGGUUCGGGUCCGCUGCAGGUUAUGCCGCUACUUUUAGACAAUUUCUUAAAUUGAUGUUAUUGGUCGAUAUAUCUGCUCGAUAAAGCCACGUCGAGCUCUUUUUAAUCUUCGAAUUAGUUUCUUUGUGUGAACACGUGACUUUUGUUAUUUCACUUUUGAAACUUACUAAUUACUUACCGAAGUGUCGACGAGUUCUGUGUGACCAGACCAUGGCAGUUCAAAGCUCGAUCAGCUGACAUGUCUGACAUCACCAUCAACGUGUGUCCACUUGACUUCAGAGCAGCACCGACGAACAACCAGAGGAAAAUGACAUUAAAGCAAAAUAAGAAAGCAGGUUUUGCAGAGAAGGAUCAAGGCACCAAGAAGAGGGGCUCCCCUGAUCUGUGCAAUGUUGCCAUGGCGACCUCUUCUUCCAGCUCCCAUCUGACAGUUAACAGCGCUGCUGCUCCUGGUGAACCGAGAGAAGCUCCGGCCACCAACAUUCCACAGCGCAAGAGAAACAUAGCGGCCACUUCUGCUGGCACAGCCCCUGCUGCCCCGACCAAGUACCUGGCUCUGGACUGUGAGAUGGUUGGCGCUGGUCCGAAGGGCAGUAUCAACCAGUUGGCACGCUGCAGCAUUGUGUCGUAUGAUGGCGAUGUGGUGUACGACAAAUUCAUCCGACCUGCCCUGCCCGUAACCGACUACCGCACACGGUGGAGCGGCAUCCGCCACCGGGACCUGGUCCGAGCCACACCGUACGCGGAGGCCCGCAAAGAGAUUUUGAGGCUGCUUGGGGGUAAGGUGGUGGUAGGCCACGCCAUCCACAACGACCUGAAGGUCCUGAGCUAUGGUCACCCCACCGCCCUGAUUCGGGACACGUCCCGCAUUCCGCUGCUCAACAGGAAGGCUGGAUUCCCCGAGAAGGAGUGUGUGUCCCUAAAGAGACUCACCAAGGCCCUCCUGGACCGGGACAUUCAGGUGUCACGCCGAGGUCACUCAUCCGUGGAGGAUGCCAAAGCCACGAUGGAGCUUUACAAAAUGGUGGAGGUGGAGUGGGAGCGACAGUUGGCCACCAAGGAGCGUCAGACCGAGAGACUGCUUCACUGCAAGUGAAGCGGAGCUCAUGGACAUCUUUUGAUAACCGGUGUAGUUUUCAGUCAUCGGUUCAACAAUGUUGAUGUUGACAUGAAGAAAGUUAGUGUGUGUGAUACUUAAAAGUUCAAACUUGUCACUGUCGCCAUAGAAAUGGUUAACACCAUUACUCAGAUAAUCCUGGCGGAUUAUUUCCUGCUGUUUUUUAAUCUUUUUUCAUGGAAAUUUCACGCCGAGUAGAUUUAAGUGUAUUCUCAUGGAGCAGAGAUGGAUUUUUCCAUCUUGAUUGUUUCUCAACAUCCCCUCCUACCUCCCUCUCCUCCUCCUUCCUCCUCCUCCCUCUCCUCCUCCUCCUCCCUCUCCUCUUCAUCACCUCCCGACUCAGAAGCUCAGGAUUUUCAUACUUAAGCGUAAGUUCUGGAGAACGACAUGAGGUGAGCAGAAUAUUAUUUCACUCUUGGUUUGUUGUUUGUCUCCUUCCUGAACACAACACUUUAACUGGGUAAACAGCUGGUAUCAACUGUGAUCCUGUUGACGACUCUUUGCUGCAGGCUCAUUGGAAUGUUGGUGUUUUUACUUGAAAAGUGUGACGUUAUUAAAUGCACCUCCACUUUUAA
This is a messenger RNA of Synchiropus splendidus (mandarinfish), 1985 nucleotides long. RefSeq names its product interferon stimulated exonuclease gene 20-like 2 (gene isg20l2). Gene Ontology annotation, molecular function: 3'-5'-RNA exonuclease activity; nucleic acid binding. Lineage: Eukaryota; Metazoa; Chordata; Actinopteri; Syngnathiformes; Callionymidae. The transcript is spliced from 4 exons. Gene Ontology annotation, cellular component: nucleus. The coding region runs from base 532 to 1389 and encodes 285 amino acids. The record is from RefSeq and is a predicted model, not a curated record.